Molecule: messenger RNA, 1224 nt
Organism: Pundamilia nyererei
Lineage: Eukaryota; Metazoa; Chordata; Actinopteri; Cichliformes; Cichlidae
Product: serine hydroxymethyltransferase, mitochondrial-like
Exons: 9
Coding region: 1-1209 (402 amino acids)
Biological process (GO): tetrahydrofolate interconversion
Cellular component (GO): mitochondrion; cytoplasm
Molecular function (GO): pyridoxal phosphate binding; glycine hydroxymethyltransferase activity
Source: RefSeq, a predicted model, not a curated record
AUGUUUGCAGACUUUAAUUUGCUGUCGUUGUCCCAUCUGUCCACUCGUGCCAUUAAUCUGAGUGUUCGCUUGUGUGUGUUUUCAUUGCAGAAUUUCUGCAGCCGCGCUGCUCUGGAAGCUCUUGGCUCCUGUCUUAACAACAAAUACUCUGAAGGCUACCCAGGAAAAAGGUAUUAUGGUGGAGCAGAAGUGGUUGACCAAAUUGAGCUGCUCUGUCAGAAGCGAGCUCUGGAGGCCUUUGACCUGGAUCCAGCUCAGUGGGGCGUCAACGUCCAACCGUACUCUGGCUCUCCUGCCAACUUUGCCAGUUACACCGCUGUACUCAAUCCCCACGAUCGUAUCAUGGGCCUGGACCUGCCUGAUGGUGGACAUCUGACUCACGGCUACAUGUCUGAUGUGAAAAGAAUCUCUGCAACCUCAAUCUACUUUGAGUCAAUGCCUUACAAGCUAAAUACUGCAACAGGACUUAUAGACUACGACCAGAUGGAGAUGACGGCCAAGCUGUUCCGGCCCAAGCUCAUCAUCGCUGGCACCAGUGCCUAUGCCCGGCUCAUUGACUAUGCCUGCAUCAAGAAGCUGUGCACCAACAUCAAUGCCUACCUGCUUGCUGACAUGGCUCAUAUUAGUGGCCUGGUGGCAGCCAAAGCCAUCCCCUCACCCUUUGAACAUGCUGACCUGGUCACCUCCACCACGCACAAGUCCCUCCGUGGAGCAAGGGCUGGUCUCAUCUUCUAUCGGAAGGGUGUUCGCUCAGUUGACAAAAAGGGAAAGGAAAUCAUGUACGACCUCGAGGACAGGAUCAACUUUUCUGUCUUCCCCUCCCUGCAGGGUGGACCUCAUAACCAUGCCAUUGCAGGUGUAGCAGUGGCACUCAGACAGGCACAGUCUCCCCUGUUUAAGGAGUAUAUUGACCAGGUGCUAAAGAAUGCCAAGGCUAUGGCUGCAGCUCUUCUCAGCAAAGGCUACACUCUGGUAUCAGGUGGGACCGACAACCACCUGGUCCUCGUGGACCUGCGACCUAAGGGUAUUGAUGGUGCUCGAGCUGAGAGGGUGCUCGAGCUUGCGUCAAUCACCGCCAAUAAGAAUACCUGCCCCGGAGACAAGAGCGCCCUGACGCCUGGUGGCCUCAGACUUGGUGAGAAACGGCUUCACAUCACACUGUGUUUGCUGGACACACACCAGGAGGUGGUCAUACUUAUUAAGGAUUAGAAACCACGUGCUUCC